This is a messenger RNA of Botrytis byssoidea, 1473 nucleotides long. RefSeq lists its product as uncharacterized. The record is from RefSeq and is a predicted model, not a curated record. The transcript has a single exon. Lineage: Eukaryota; Fungi; Ascomycota; Leotiomycetes; Helotiales; Sclerotiniaceae. Bases 1 to 1473 code for a protein of 490 amino acids.
AUGGGUCAACCUGUUCACGAUUCGUCGCUUUGCGAUAGAGCCAAGCGAUGCAUCAACAAUAUUUCGGAUUGCUCCAGUUCUCAACACGAUCGAAAGCGUGUUCGUUUGAGCUACGAAAAUCAAGGACCGCCUGUGAACGAAUCUAUUCGUCCAACUGUUCCCAUACGAUAUGAAUAUGUCCUCGCUGGAGCUGUCUCAAACCCAUCUCCCAGUGAUGGAUAUUUCCCUGCUCAAAGUGCUCCCAAUCAAACUGUUGCCACAUACCAAAAUCCCAUCAACUAUGCAUUUUUCCCUAUUCCAGAAGAUGCCCGCCAAAAUGCUGCUAAUCCAGGCGUCCCAGGCCGAAGUCGCGUCUAUGAAUUUGUUCAAGUUCCAACCAUUCCCGAUGAAGAUGUCGCUAGCCCAGGUGCCUCAGAUGUCUCUAGCCAGACUGCCUUAGAACAAGCUAUUUCCGAAUCUCGUCAAGCUAUAAUCCAAACUGACGCUGAUAAAGCUCUCGUCAAUGAAUUUGCCACUGUGCUAGCUAUAGCCAGUCAAAUUCCCGUCCAUCACGCUGCCGCCAUGCAAAGGCCGGUCAGAUUUACAGUCAAUCAAUCAAUGGCACCCUCCCCUGGGAUUCUCUUUCUUCAGAUAACUUCGUUGAGUCAGGGCCGUGAAUUGAUAAGGCGGUGGGAAGUUUCGGACUAUGCUCAUGUUAGGAUAAAUGAGAUCUCUUUCACACUGGGAGAUGACUCGGAUAACCAAACAAUAGCCGCCAAUCAAAAUGCUACUUUUCUGACCGAUCAAGCUGCCGCAGAUCAAGCUCUCAUGAACCAAGCUAUCACAGGGCUAGCUAAUGCCCUCCAACAUUUUACCGGCACCGCCAGUCAAGUAACCGCGAGUUUCUUCAUGAUGCUCUAUUCUCGGUUGUAUGAAGCAGGUGGAAGUCGACGCGAAAUGGUGCGUCGUUGGAUUCAAUCGGGCAAUGCCCGUUUACCCGUAAAUAUCAAUGUUCCAGGAUUUGCGGUUGCAUCAGUUGAGAAUUCGAAUGGGGCACAAAUCACGCAAACGACAAUAGCAUCUCGAGCAAGGGAAGCUAUGGAAGCUGAGUUUCAGCGCAGGAUCCGACUAGAGCGACAGUCAAUAUCAUUAUUUCAGCAAGAGCAUGGCAAUGAUGCUAGCCUGCGCCACCGUCAGGAGGAACCUGGGGCCGUGGAACAACUAAGGGACGAAAAUCAAGACUCUGACGCUGCAAAUUUGUUUCCUCACAAUCCAUUUUUUCGUGGAUUUACAGGGGAAGAAAUUCAUGCUCAAAUACUGACAAAUCAAAGAUCUCGUCGAGGGAUGAAUGGUGCGUCGUCUGGCGAGGACCGCCGCAUGGAGAUGAGUAAUCGCGGACGAAGAAAUGCCAUUCAAUUAGGAAGUCGUGCAUUAUUUCCAGGCAACAAUGACACUGUGACUGAUUCUGGACCUCAAGAUGUUGAUGGUUCAUAG